AUGGACCCCCUUGUCCGCCCAUGCCUCUUCCAUCUCUCCCUCCUCUACCUUCUCCUCACCCACUGCUUCUCCCCCUCCUCCUCACCACCUCCGUUCCCCUCACCCCUCGUACCCUCCUGCUCCUUCCCUUGCCCCGUUCCUCUUCCCGCCUCUCCUCCCUUACUCCACCCUCGCCGUUGCAUACCCACUCGUUUCCCAUCCACCUGCCUCCCCGCCCACGCUCUGCCGACCCUCUUCCGCCUCUUCUGCCGCACUCCCCUCCUCCCCACUGACCUGACCUCCAUCCUACCGUCCCCGAACCUUCUUUCUCCUCUCCCCUCUCUGACGCCUCCCUUUCCUCUCCCAUCAAUUUGCUGGCACACCCGCCUUCACGUCUCCCCUUCACCAUCCCGUGCGUCUUCCAUACCAUCCACCUUCACCAUAACUCCCAUCUCACCCAUGCCUCAAAUCAUCACUGUGACGAUGACUCCCACUAUCGCCCAUAAGUCCUCCCCUUCACCACCACUAUGCACCACACGCCCUUCAUAUUCCUCCUCCCUCUCCAACAUUCCCUCCUCAGAUUUCUCCCCUGCGCCCGCCUCCCCCUCCUCCUCCAACAGGCUCGUCCCCCUCCCCCGUCUCGGCCUCCCCACCGCGCCUGUCUCGCCUGUCACUCGCUUCUGCUUCGUAGCCCCUCCACCGCCCCACCACCCGCCCAUCCUCACACUCCCUGUCGCGCAAACCGCUCCAGCAUCCCCCCAUUCCCCUCCCCCAUUCACUGGGCCUCCCCUCCCCGUUCCACUGCUGCCCCCAUCUGCGUUCCCCCUUCUACUGGUGUAA
Closterium sp. Naga37s-1 is the source of this 819-nucleotide messenger RNA. The record is from the annotation of a GenBank genome assembly. Lineage: Eukaryota; Viridiplantae; Streptophyta; Zygnematophyceae; Desmidiales; Closteriaceae.